AUGUCUACGUUGACUCCCUCUAAGCAGGAGGCCUUCGAGCACAUCGAGGGACCUCAUGCGCAUACUGUCGAAGAUUACAACCGUAAUAUCAAUGCCAGCUUCUGUGCCGAUCACGGACUGGAAGACAAAGAACUUAUUUUCCAGAAAGGUGCUCUUGUUGCGCAGUAUCCUCAAGACUUCGAAGACAUAGCCGAACUUGACGAAGAUGACAAGUACCAUCUCCGCCGGGAAGUCACUAGCAUGGGAGUCAAGAUCUCGACAAUCCCUAUCAUGACGUCCGAAACCGUUCCAGCUGUUAUUCGUGGUGGACUCGUGAUGAGUUUCCAGCUAUGGGUCGCGUUCGGCAUCUUAGUUGAGGUGCAGGCCGCCCGAGAUUUGUAUUAUGCCUACCGCCAGAUUGUUGAGGAAACUGAGGCUUUCGGUGGCACAACCUUCUUUCGCCGCGCCACCGAGUUGCUUACUGUUCCCCGUCUACGGCGUGCAACAAUAGGCGGCUGCAUUGCAAUGACCGCUCAGCAAUUCUCGGGCAUCAAUAUCAUGUCCUUCUAUUCGUCCACAAUCUUUUCUCAAGCCGGCUACACGACUUUGCAAUGCCUAUUAGCGUCUCUAGGAUUCGGCCUCGUCAAUGUAAGCUCGCCAGGCUCCAUCUUAAAGUGUUUCCCUGAUUGA
Messenger RNA from Phaeoacremonium minimum UCRPA7, 669 nucleotides. Its product is annotated as putative hexose transport-related protein. Gene Ontology annotation, molecular function: myo-inositol:proton symporter activity. Lineage: Eukaryota; Fungi; Ascomycota; Sordariomycetes; Togniniales; Togniniaceae. Gene Ontology annotation, cellular component: membrane. The record is from RefSeq and is a predicted model, not a curated record. The coding region runs from base 1 to 669 and encodes 222 amino acids. The transcript has 6 exons. Gene Ontology annotation, biological process: transmembrane transport.